Messenger RNA from Lates calcarifer (barramundi perch), 3582 nucleotides. RefSeq names its product beta-galactosidase-1-like protein 2. Gene Ontology annotation, cellular component: vacuole. Lineage: Eukaryota; Metazoa; Chordata; Actinopteri; Centropomidae. The record is from RefSeq and is a predicted model, not a curated record. Gene Ontology annotation, molecular function: beta-galactosidase activity. Gene Ontology annotation, biological process: carbohydrate metabolic process. The transcript has 19 exons. The coding region runs from base 145 to 2061 and encodes 638 amino acids.
GUGAGGGUGAGGAGCAGAGAGAGUUCUCUGAGGCUGGAGAGCACGAGGCAGUUCUGGAGAAGGAUUAGGAGGAUAUUGGAAUUGUACCAGCUGAAGACGCUGCUGUAAACUUAACCUGACUACUGCCUAUUUCACACACCAUCGAUGGUUGUCCUGAGGAUCAGAAAUGCACACAAAAGGAAAUACGCGCUUAUCUGCCUGUGCAUUGUUGGCUUCAUCAUGUACAGAUAUCUUGGCAUGCCAGCAGGGGGACGGAGGAUGAGCAGGAAGGUGGGCCUGAGCGCCAACUCCUCCCAGUUCACUCUGGAGGGACAGCCCUUCACCAUCCUCGGAGGAUCCAUCCACUAUUUCCGCGUCCCAAGGGCCUACUGGAGGGACCGCCUGAUGAAAAUGAAGGCCUGUGGCAUCAACACCCUCACUACGUAUGUGCCGUGGAGUCUGCACCAACCAGAGAGGAAGGUUUUCAACUUCCACACACAGCUGGAUUUGGAAGCUUAUAUCAGUCUGGCUGCUGAAUUGGGAUUGUGGGUGAUUUUACGUCCCGGGCCCUACAUAUCCUCUGAACUGGACCUAGGAGGACUGCCAAGCUGGCUCCUCCGUGAUGGAAGCAUGAGACUGAGGACGACUUACCCAGGCUUCACUCAGGCUGUCAACACUUUUUUUGACAAACUUAUACCGAAAGUGGUUCGACUGCAGUUCAAGAAGGGAGGCCCCAUUAUUGCAGUGCAGGUUGAAAAUGGGUAUGGAUCCUUUGCAAAAGAUGAAAGUUACAUGCUUUUUAUUAAAGAGGCUUUACAGUCCAGAGGGAUCAGUGAGCUCUUGCUCACAUCAGAUGACCACAACACAUUAAAGUCAGGGGGUGUAGAUGGAGCCAUCAGGUCAGUCAAGUUGCAGAAGCUGAAUCAGAGAGACAUCCAGGAUCUGAAUGCUAUCCAGCCCAACAGCCCUGCAAUGGUGAUGGACUAUUGGACCGGCUGGUAUGAUGUGUGGGGUGACCUCCACCACGUGCUUCCUCCAGAGGAUAUGGUGUCCACUGUGAGGGAAAUUCUGAGGCGAGGCAUGUCUGUUAACCUCUACAUGUUCCACGGAGGCUCCAGUUUUGGCUUCAUGAGUGGAGCUCUCGCUGAUCCUUCCUACAAAGCAUUGGUUCCCAGCUAUGAUUAUGAUGCCCCCCUAUCUGAAGCUGGGGAGUACACUCCAAAGUACCAUCUCCUUAGAGAUCUACUUUCUCGCUACAACAGAGGUGAGAGUUUCCCUGACAUGCCAGCCCUGCAUUACAGAGAGGCUUAUGAACCAGCUAUCAUGUACCAGCAUCUGUCCUUAUGGGAUGCUUUGAGCUUUACUGAGGGACCAUUUAAAUCACCCAAGCCAGUAAACAUGGAGAGUCUACCUGUGAAUAAUGGGAAUGGCCAGUCCUAUGGGUACACGCUGUAUGAGACUACCAUCACUAGUGGAGGAUUACUGAAGUCUGGAGACCAUGUCCGAGACCGAGCCCUGGUGUUUGUGAACAGAAGCUACAUUGGCCUCUUCAAACGCCAGAGCGUGGAGCUGGCAGUUCCUGAUGGUAAGGGACGGCGUACCUUGAGUUUAUUGGUGGAAAACUGUGGACGGGUUCACCAGGGAAGGGACCUUGACAAACAACAUAAAGGCCUUGUGGGAGACAUUUUAUUAAACAAUAUGCCCUUGCGGGAUUUUACAAUAUACAGCCUGGAUAUGAAACCCAGUUUUAUUGAUAGUCUUUAUCAGGCACCAUGGAAAACUCUUCCUGAAACUCCCAGCUUCCCUGGAUUUUUCAUGGGGAGGCUAUUUGCAUAUGGGUAUCCAAGUGACACAUUUGUGAAGCUGCCAGGCUGGGAGAAAGGUGUUGUGUUUAUCAAUGGGCUGAAUCUGGGCCGCUACUGGUCCAUUGGCCCCCAGCAGGCUCUCUACCUCCCUAGUCCCUUUCUCAACAGUGGAAUCAACCAGGUACAACUGUGCACAAACCAGCAUUUUUUUUUUUUUUUUUUUUUUUUUUUUAUUACAAAUGAUAAGAUUGACACUGCUCUCAUAGCUGAAUGCUAAGCAACCAUUAGCUUACCCUGGCAUAAAGAAAACAUGGGUACACAGCUAGCCUGGCUCUUUCUCAUAACAAAACCUGCUAUAACAGCACCUCUAAAACAGAUUAAUAAACAGAUUAAUAAGAGCUUAUAAAGUUAUAUUAUGUCAAUAAGUGAGCUUUAGAGGUGCUGGUGGGCAGAUCUUGAUGUCUUUGGAUGGAACCAGAUGAGCUGUUGCCCCAUGUUCCCAGUCUUUCUGCUAAACUAAGCUGGCUCCUUACUCUUGCUUCUUUUUUUAGCAUGCAGACAUGAGUGGUAUUGAUCUUGUUUUAUGUUCAGCUAUUCCUUUAAGUGUUUUUCCUUGAAUUAUAAUGGACUUCGAAGAUUAAUUUGACAUUUAUAGUGUUGCAAGUCAGAGUGUCUUUACAGGCUUACUGUCUCUCACUUUUUUUCUAUUUAAAUCAAUAAGGUCAUUGUGUUUGAGGAGCAAGAGGGAGACUACAAGGUCCACUUUGAGGAUACACCUGAUCUUGGCAUGGCAGCAGACAUCCAGUGACUGUCUUCAGCUCCUGUAUGAGCCCUGUUUUUGUGUGAAAGUGUGUUGUUUUACAAAGUGCUUAUCACAUCAGAUUGAACCUUCACCUGUAAAAUCUAAAAAUGUACAUAAAUGCACACAUCUCAAUAUUCAGCCACUUCAUCUAUCAAUGGGGCAUGUUUAUAGCUAUGUACAUAUAAUACCUUUAGUUCCAGUGACUCUUGACACAGAGAAAAAUCACCAGGUACAUCCUCUUGCCUGUGAAUUCCCAGUUAAAGAGUAAUAUUUUCUGUUUGGGGUUGGCAGUUAUGUGUCAUAGUAUUAUAUUUAUAUUGCUUGUGUGAAUAUUCUGUUGAAUGUGUCAUCUAGCAGUUACUGUCCUGGAAACAUCUUCGCCUGUAAAACAAAACACAGGUUUAUGGGAUGACAUGAGCUGAGGCAGAAGUGAUGUGAACACCUCUCAAAUGAAACACAAGCAACAAAGUAGCAACAUCAGACCCUUAUCUAAAAGAGAAAGUUCAAGGUUUUAGAUGCUUGUCACAUCGAUAACUGACCAAACUCUUAACAGUCACAGAGUCUUGAGUGAACAAUUAGCAUUUGUAAGCAGUGCCACUGCAAGUCAAUGGGGUAUAAAAUCAUCACUUACAAACCAGCCAUCCAUGGUGGGAAUAAUUAGACUUUGUAAUACAGCUAUUUGAAAGGAUGCACAUCCAGUUUUUAGAGUAAUGACUUCAUAUCCUAUUGACUCUCACAAGCGUACUAACAAGUGAAUGGUACCAGACAGUUACACUGAAACAAUAAAUAAUUCUGCCUUCAGUAAACCUUCAGUUUACUGAAUGGGUUUUUUGAUUAGCUUAUGAGGAAGCCUGUGAAGUGAACAGUCCCCCAGGAACACUGAAUCUUCUCCUAAAUAUGAGUAGACCUCAGUUGUGUUACAGCAUAUCAGGAAUAAACAAAAGCUUGGAGUAAUUGUUGUUACACCAGAAUAAAUCACUGCUCUGUUUUUGAGUG